Pangasianodon hypophthalmus (striped catfish) is the source of this 1667-nucleotide messenger RNA. It is a transcript of the gene timm8b, whose product is annotated as translocase of inner mitochondrial membrane 8 homolog B (yeast). The transcript is spliced from 2 exons. The coding region runs from base 119 to 403 and encodes 94 amino acids. Lineage: Eukaryota; Metazoa; Chordata; Actinopteri; Siluriformes; Pangasiidae. The record is from RefSeq and is a predicted model, not a curated record.
AUCCACCCAGCUGCGGAAGUCUUUCCAGGUUACUUGCUGCUCUGUCCAUGCUUUACCAUUCGAGGUGACUUUCGUUACCUAUCUCGUGCUGUUUUAUAAAAUAUCGCACAUAUUGACGAUGGCGGAUUUUAGUAGUUUCGACAUGCCGUCAACCGGUUCGUCGGAAAACGCGGACGCGGCGGAACUUCAGCGUCUGAUCGCUGUGGAGCAGCAGAAAGCACAGUUUCAGGCCCAGGUGCACAACUUCACAGAUGUGUGCUGGGACAAAUGUAUAGAGAAGCCGAGCUCAAAACUGGACUCGCGCACUGAGGCAUGCCUUGUGAGCUGUGUUGAACGCUUCAUUGACACCACGCUCGCCAUCACGAACCGCUUCACACAGAUGGUGCAGAAGGGCACACACUGAGCAUGCUGUCACAGUGCGACCUCUCAAGGACAAGUGGCCUACGUUCCUUUGAGCAGCCUGUGCCUCGCUGGUGAAUAAGAAGGAAAGGUCUACUGCCGUAGUCUCAGACUGAAUCCCAAAUGACUCUUUACUCCCUAUAGAUGUGCACUACUUAGGGUAUGAGAAAGUGACUUCUACCUCCAAUUUCAGCAUGCCAGUAUAUGUCCUUACUCUAGCAUAAUUCAUUAAUUCUUCCACUUUAAUGUACCCAGGGACAGGUCUAGAAAUCCAGAGCCCCCUGAGAAAAUUUUCCAAUGAACCCUUCCUCCCCACUCCAGCAACGUCUACCUUAAUGUAACCCUGAAUAUGCCAUUUUAACCCACUAAAAUUAGCCCAGGAACAUCACCUUUAUCCUCAUUAAAAUGCAAGUAUCUUUAAGCAUCCCCAUGGUCUUGAUGCCACCCAGAAUAGCUAUUCAGCAAUUUAUCUGCUAGUAGACAAAGUAGCAUUUGUCACAGAUAUCAAUAUCUUGAUUUGCUUUCUAAUAUUCUUAGUGAGUUAUUUAACAUUAGUGAAACCUGUCCAAAUAUACAAUAAGUUUUUCCAGUAACACUGAUUAACUGGUUAGCUAGCUAGCACAAUACACAGGUUCUGUCGUUGUCCUCUAGGAACCGGCAAUCAUACAUUGGGCAUGAUUGUUGCCAAGCUGAUUAGAUUGCUAAUUUAGCCCAGUAUUAAUAUUAGUGUUGAUAAUUGGAAUCAGCCAUCUUUAACCAUUUAAAGAGUUUGGGGGUACUUUACCAAAUCACAGUGCUGCUCAUGCUCCAUGUAAUAUCCUGUACAUCAAAUAUGGAGCCAUUUGGGAUUUAGCCUCAGUGUUUGAGGUCACAACACAUCUCAUACCUUCACUUAUGUCAUAUUUACGUGAGAACAACUAGGGACUAUUCCCAGUGGACUGUGUGUGAUUAUAGUAACAGUUUCACUUAAUGAUUCUCUCACCACAUCAUUAUUUCCAAGCUGCUAUUGUCCUUAUCCUUGCAGCCCUUUGGACUUUUGUUUGAAAUUACAAUCAGCGUAUGGUUAUGAUGAUCAGACGUAACAAUUAGCUCACUGAUAGCCUGGAUUAACUGUCAAGUCUGUGAAUUUCAGGCUUAUUUUUGAAGUUCAAGAUGUUUCUGUAUGUGUAACAGCUGUGGUGUGGGUCUAAUGGGUUUCUCAUUUUGAUAAAUGUCAUAAGAAAUUACAUCAUAUAUGCUUUUUCAAUUAAAUAUUAUUUGUAACUCUA